Vitrella brassicaformis is the source of this 2166-nucleotide messenger RNA. NCBI's taxonomy places the organism in Eukaryota, Vitrellaceae. The record is from the annotation of a GenBank genome assembly.
CUCCGAGAUGGCGGGGCUCUGUUUUCUUCGCUGUUCGCUGACUCGCAUCCUCCCGGCCAUGGAUCUCCCACCGCCUUCGUUCAUGCACGUUCGCCAGCUCCACCGAGCAUCGACAGUGCCUCAGAAGGCAGCAGCCUCCCUGCCAGUGUCACACGGACGCGCAGCCGUCAGGCAGCUCCGCGCAAAGCCGCAGAGAAGGAGCAGGUCAGCUUGCUGCCAAACAACACAAACAGAUAGCAGCAACAUUCAUUGUCUUGUGUUCAGUGACCAGCUGGCUGCCUCCUCUUCUCCACUGGCAUCUGCCGUCCCAAUGCCGGCCCCUCCUAAUGCCUCUGAGUUUGCCGACGUGACCCGUCGUCGCAAUGACUUCCACCGCAAGAUGUGGAGGAGUCUGCAUCGCAAGAGGUGGGAUGCCUUCGAGGAGGGGCUGGAGGCGCUCGUGGGGUCGGGGCUGCCCAUGGACGAGGUCUCAUUCACCCUGGCGCUACACGGAUGCAUCAUGUCCAAGAAACACCGGAGCGAAGAGGUCAGACAGUCAGGCGCACAAAUGGAUGGAUGGCAGGAGUGACUGGCUAUGUCGGUGCUCGCUUGUUCGGUGUCAGGCAUGGGACGUGUUGCAGCAGAUGGAGGAGGCACAUGUGCACCCCACUCUUGUGAGGUUCAACAAGGUCAGCCACGGGGAAUCGAGUAGCGUCGACACACGGGCCAACGUAUUCGCCCCUUGCCUGUUCUGUACCUGUCUGCAGCGGCUUGUGGCAUCGUUCUUUGAGCUGUCACAGUAUGACGCAGCCCCCCAUCCCAUCCUCUGGCGCAAGGUCCUCAGAUCUGCUUGGUGAGAUACCACCACGCUGACCCACGAAACAGACACUCACUCACACACCAGUUCGUCGUCCCCUGGCUGUGUGUGCAGGUUCGUGGCCGCGAGUGUGCGUGCUCGGCGCCAGCGAGCCAUCAUGUACAGAGCAGAGCAGCUUCGAGAGGCGGUGAGCACCUGUCUACGCCCAUCCACCAACCCUCUCGCGACACAGUGUUGCCCCUUUCUUGCUUGCUUCAGGGUGUGCCUGAGAGCGAGUUGCCCGACCCCCACUCCCUAGCUGCUUUGUGGUACGGCCCCACCGACCCCCUCCUCACCCCACUAGCACAGGCACAGGCGCUCACACUCGACGACCAAGCGGCCAGCAGCACCACCAGCAUCCAGGGGGGCCAGGCACUGCCGUUCGCAUCAACACGUCGUGGUGUGGAGGUGCUUGCUGGGGAGACAGGGGACUCCGUCGGCAUGAGAAGCCACCCGAACGAGAUGUGGAGCGUCACCAGAGGUGAGACAGAUGAGAGGGGAUCAGCACGUCAGGACGGCCUCACUGCUCUGCCGCUGUGUGGUCUGUAUCCGUGCAUUCAGGUCGCGUGUCGCCGUUUGCCGCUCUGGUGCAUCGUGGCAUUCCCCUUGACAGCAUCGAUGGACCUCCUCUGCUCGAUCGUGAGCCCAGGCAGAGAAGACGCUCCAAGGACAAGCCGCCUGCCGAGGAGCCUGUCGCUGAUGAGCAGCAGGGCGCUGUCACUCCAGCCCCCAGCAAGAGGCGUCGAUUCUAUUUCGACAAGCAAGGGAAUCCACGUGUGGAGGGAUGGGAUGCGCCUGAGGGGCAGUGAGGGCCGCCCUUUUGCACAUUGGUAGUAGUUGUGCGUCGUUCGUAACUGCUGCGGGGAGUGUACUUGGCCGGUUCGUCGGCCGUGCCUGAGUGGAUUCGGCAACGACUGACGCAAAUCAGUCAGAGCUGAAUCAUCUUUGGCUGGGGGACGGAUCGGCCAAGAGCACUCCGCCAUGCUGUGUCCUUAUUGGUUGCACAUGGGCGUUGAUGUAUUGCACAGAGGUCUGCUGUGUUGCAUGACGGAUUGGUGCACUACAGUACCUGUCUGGUCUCUUUCGUCGCUGUUGAGGAGUGAUCAUGGCCGAUCCGUUGCCUCUUGCUGUGUGGAUCUGGCUUGGACUGAUAGAGAUCAGUCGACGCAGGUCAUGAAGCCAGACGGGACGGAUAGGAGGCCAGGAUCACUCAGCGCACGAUCGUGGUGUAUGCGACCGACUCGUGUGUACAGAACCACACAGAUCGCAUGAUAUGCCUUGAGCUGUCCCCUUUGAUGCCAUUGCCAACAGUUAUCUUCACGACAUACUCG